Messenger RNA from Panthera uncia (snow leopard), 1216 nucleotides. RefSeq names its product HCLS1 binding protein 3 (gene HS1BP3). Bases 45 to 1202 code for a protein of 385 amino acids. The record is from RefSeq and is a predicted model, not a curated record. The transcript has 7 exons. Lineage: Eukaryota; Metazoa; Chordata; Mammalia; Carnivora; Felidae. Gene Ontology annotation, molecular function: phosphatidylinositol binding.
AGCGGGUCCCGUGACCGUGCGCCCCGCCUGGAACCGCUGCGGUCAUGCAGUCCCCGCCGGUGCUCGUCACCUCCAGGCGAGUUCAGAAUGUCCACACAGGCCUCGACCUGACUGUGCCCCAGCACCAGGAGGUGCGGGGCAAGAUGAUGUCAGGCCACGUGGAGUACCAGAUCCUGGUGGUAACCCGGCUGGCUGCGUUCAAGUCGGCUAAGCACAGGCCCGAGGAUGUCGUCCAGUUCUUGGUCUCCAAAAAGUACAGUGAGAUCGAGGAGUUCUACCAGAAACUGAGCAGUCAUUACCCCGCGGCCAGCCUUCCCCCACUCCCCAGGAAGGUCCUGUUCGUUGGGGAGUCUGACAUCCGGGAAAGGAGAGUCCUGUUCAAUGAGAUUCUGCGCUGUGUCUCAAAGGACGCCGAGUUGGCAGGAAGCCCAGAGCUGCUAGAAUUCUUAGGCACCAGAUCCCCGGGGGCUGCGGACCUCACCAGCAGAGAUGCCUCUGUCCUGGAGGCACACAACCAGGCCCGGGACGAUGGGGAAGCUUUCGACUUCUUCAAGCAGCAGGACCAAGCGGAGGAUGAGGGUCUACCCAUCCCAGGCCUGCAGGGUCAGGAUGCAGGGAAAUCCUCUGAGGAGGAAGAGGAAGAGGCACUGGACCCUCUGGGCAUCAUGCGCUCCAAGAAGCCCAAGAAACGCCCAGAAGUAGCCAUGAAGCCCAAACCCUCAUCCCGACUCACCAUCUUUGAUGAGGAGGUGGACCCUGAGGAGGGGCUCUUUGGCCCAGCUCCGAAGCUCUCCUCUCCCAAGGGCCCCGCAGAGGACAUGCCCCUCAAGGACCCCCUGAAGUUGUUUGAAGAUCCUGAUCUCGGCGGUGCUGUCCCCCUGGGUGACCCCUUGCUGCUGCCUGCCACCCAUAUGAGUGGAGGGCCCACGCCCCACCCGGAGCUGUUCAGAGUUGAAGAAGACUUGGACCAGAUUCUGAACCUGGGGGCCGAGCCCAAGCCCCAGCCUAAGCCCAGACCACCAGUGGCAGCUAAGCCAGCGCUACCCAGAAAGCCAGCUGUGCCCCCCAAAGCGGGCCUGCCUGAGGCUGUGGCGGAGCAGCGGAAGCAGCAGCAGCAGAUUCAAGCCAUGGACGAGAUGGACAUCUUGCAGUAUAUCCGGGACCAUGAUGCACCUGGCCAGGCCACCCCCAGCCUCUUCUGACCCUCCCACCCCUG